Anolis sagrei ordinatus is the source of this 372-nucleotide messenger RNA. The record is from RefSeq and is a predicted model, not a curated record. NCBI's taxonomy places the organism in Eukaryota, Metazoa, Chordata, Lepidosauria, Squamata, Anolidae.
AAAGUCCUCUUCAGUCUGAUCGCCUUGUCCAUCUCUCUGGCUUUGUGCAAUGGGGCUUGCAGUACUCAGCCCAAGAAUGCAGAGAUGAAAGAUGGUAAACUGGUGGUUCCUGAGGGAUGUGUCGAUCCGUAUAAUGGGGAAAAACAUGAACUUGGAGCGACAUGGAACACAAUUGAUUGCUUGAAGUGUGAAUGCAGCAAGGAAGAAGUCAACUGCUGCCACAGAUAUCCUGCUGUGGGAUCAUUUCCUGGAUGCGCUGUCACUUUAGACUCGGAAAAGUGUUCUUACAUCGUGCACGAAAUCGGGGAUCCUUCAAAGUCAUGUACCCCACAAUCUUAAAGGAAAGCUGAAUAAAUGAUACAGCUGAGCCAA